AAUUAAUUUGAAAGUAAUUUGAAAAGGAAAAAGAAGCUGAUUUUAUUGGGAAAUUAGUACAACCCAACAAUUUAUCGCUCACAUGCAAACCAUUUUACAUUGUUCCCAAACAGUGUUCACCCUUCUCUCUGCAUAUUUUGCUCUUCUGGGUUGCUGGGUUUCUGGCUGGGACCGUUUCUUUUUCUUCAUAAUUGAAAGUUUUGUGUUUUUGGGGCUUCAGUAGCUAAUAAAUGCACUUGGAUCUUCUGGGAUUUCAUGGAUUUUUGGGUGAUUUAGCUUUUGGGUCUUAAAGGGUUCACAUUUUUCAGUGUUGGGCUUUCUAGGAGUUGGAAGAUUGACUUUACUUUGUGGUACUUUUCAUGACGGUGUUUUAGCUGUUCAUGCACUUUUUGAUCUUUUGGGACUUACUUUUCAGUGUAGGGUAGCUUAAAGGCGUGGUUUUGAGCAGUGGAAUGGUGAAGAAAUGAGCAAUUUUUUAUUAAGGUUUUUUGGGUUUUGAUCACUGUUUAUGCUGCCACCGACCGAGCUCCUAGGAGGUAGUUGUUUUUGUAUUUAUUUGGGGGUUUUUAGGUGGCUGCUAGUGUAAUGUACUUCCAGGCAAUGUAAAUGUUGGAGAAAUCUGCUGCUGAUCUUUGAGCAAUUUUGUGGGUUCUGAUCUCUCUAGCGUUUUGGUGAGUCUACCAAAGGUGAUUUCUUGAUCUGUACUUUGAGUUCUCUGAAGCCUUGUAGCUUGUGUACCUUGACGGAAAUGUACUUUGAUUAGCUCUAUGAUGUUUUUAUUUAAGGUUGUUGACUAAAAGUUUGUACUUUUAUUGUUCUGAACUCACUAAAGUUUCUGGGUUGUCACCAGUUCAGUGUUUAGAUCACUCAUUUUCUUAUUAGGAGGCUUGGAUUGUUAGGUCUUCUUAGAUCUAGGGUUUCUUACUUAUCAGAUUCGGGCUCAGAAUGGAUAUGAGAAAUGCAAGUUUACCAAUUUUUCUGUUAUAACUUCAUGGUUUUAUUGUUCAAAAGUCACAACAUAUCUACUGGUAGAUCUCAUUGCCUUUAGUCUUUAGAAACCUUGGAACAAAGUGGAGUUAUUAUUGCUGGAGUAAGUAUUGAGAAAAGCCUAUCUGUUGUUGAUUGGAUUAUGGAUUUCUUCAAAGUUAAAAAGUUUCGAAAAGCCCACAAACCAGAACCAGAAAAUGUUUCAGAGGACAAUCCUGUGCCACAGCCGGAGGAACCUAGGAAGGAGAGUGGUGAUGAUUUUGGUAAGUCAGCUAAUGCUGAUUCUAUAGCUGAGGCCGAGGAUGAUGAUGAUGAUUUCAUAACAGAGGAGGUCAAGCGGAGGUUAAAAGAAUUGAGAAGGAAUAGUUUUAUGGUGUUGAUUCCGGAAGAAGAGUCAUUCCCGGAAGAGGAUGAAGAAGAAGAGCAUGGUGAGACAAGCUCUAACGAGUGGAGGGAUGUAGAAGCAGAAGGCCGGCAAUGGUGGUGUGGCUUUGGUGCUGUAUAUGACAAGUACUGCGAGAGAAUGUUGUUCUUUGAACGGAUGAGUGCGCAGCAUCUUAAUGAAACUGGUUCUGCAGGUAUCCAAACCUCUACAACUCCAUCACCAAGAUCUGCAUCUAAGAAGCUUACCUCCCCUUUUCGCUGCCUUUCUUUGAAGAAGAUUGAAGAACCUGAUGAUGAGACUGAGCAUCUUCAGCAGCCAGAGAAUGAUCCUUAUCAGGAUAUUGAGACAUCAUAUGUAGCUCAAAUUUGCUUGUCUUGGGAGGCACUGCACUGUCAGUACACUCAACUGAACCAGCUAAUCACAUGCCAACCUGACAAUCCUAACUGUUAUAACCACAGUGCUCAACAGUUUCAACAAUUCCAGGUUUUAUUACAAAGGUUUAUUGAAAAUGAACCUUUUGAGGAGGGCCACAGGGCUGAAAUUUAUGCUCGCACGCAGAGACAUCUGCCUAAAUUACUCCGGGUCCCCGAUAUACAAAGUCCAGUUAAAAAAGGGACAGAGGAAGAAGAAUCAGAUUAUAUGGUUCAUGCCCCUGAUCUCAUCAAGAUUAUUGAAACCUCAAUCCUCACUUUUCAGCUUUUCGUGAAGAUGGAUAAGAAAAAAACAAGCUCCGUUCUUAACUUGUUUGGGAAUCAAAACCAGGCUGCCACCCCACUUCAGCAGAUUCAGUCUUCUCUUGAGAAGAAAUGGAUGAAACUAAAGGAACUGCGGAACAAGAGGAAAGGCUGGAAGAAGAAAUCCUGGCCACAAUCACAAGAAGAUGUUCAGCUUUUGUUUGGCCUCAUUGAUGCCAAAGUUUUGUCGAGGGUUCUUCGGAUGGUGAGAAUAAGCAAAGAGCAGCUGUUUUGGUGUGAGGAAAAGAUGAAAAAACUAGAUUUAGUAGACGGCAAGUUGUGGAGAGACCCCUCUCCCACCCUUUUCCCUUGUUAAUAGCUCUAGGAAUGAACUACGAAGCUAAGCGUAUGUUCCUCUGCUGUUUAGCAGCAGCAGACUGAUCCCUUUCUCUAGUCUCUCAUUUUCUCUAGGAAUGAGGAACUUCCCUUUUGCCAUUAAGACUAGGAGAGCCAUUGAUCAGUUUCCUAUAUGAAUAUAAAACAAAAAGUUGCUCAGACUAAAUUUUCUGCAAUUUUAGUAUGCUAUUAUUUUGUCAUUAAACCAGA
This is a messenger RNA of Prunus persica (peach), 2652 nucleotides long. RefSeq lists its product as uncharacterized. The transcript is spliced from 4 exons. The record is from RefSeq and is a predicted model, not a curated record. The coding region runs from base 1130 to 2422 and encodes 430 amino acids. NCBI's taxonomy places the organism in Eukaryota, Viridiplantae, Streptophyta, Magnoliopsida, Rosales, Rosaceae.